Molecule: messenger RNA, 4429 nt
Organism: Salmo salar (Atlantic salmon)
Lineage: Eukaryota; Metazoa; Chordata; Actinopteri; Salmoniformes; Salmonidae
Product: putative ubiquitin-conjugating enzyme E2 W-B
Source: RefSeq, a predicted model, not a curated record
CUUUUAACUAGCGACAAGGGAUGUUGCUAACGACGUUAGCAACGUCGCUAUCUAGCUUAACGUUAUGUGCUCAGUUGGGGGACUGUCAAUUUGCAAGAUUACCGUAAAAAAAAAAGCCAGCUAGUUAGCAAACAAAUGUAGUUAUGAGUGUUGUGACAUGCCAGCCAGUAGCAGAACUAGCUAACUGGAUAGCAGACUUAACGUUAGGGUGGUUUGUCUAGAUACGUCAUUGUGUGUAGUGGUGUCUGUCUGGCUUGGUGGGUAAACUUGUCUGAUAUUCAUUAAGUGGAUUAGCUAGUUAACGAUGUUAGUUCUGCAUUCCCGAAACCCUAUCCAGCUGAAACCCUACGUGUUAAUAUCCAACCGAGCAGCAGUCAAAAUGCUAUCAAGCAGAUGGUAAACACUGCGUAGUCUUAUACCAGCUGUGUAGUGUUAACCACCGAGCUAACACAAGGAGCUUAAAGCAAGAAAAGACUACAAAAGGAACUAAUGGCUUUGCAAAAUGAUCCGCCCCCUGGAAUGACGCUUAAUGAGAAAAGUGUACAGAACACCAUCACACAAUGGAUUGUAGAUAUGGAAGGAGCCACGGGCACGCUCUACGAAGGAGAGAAAUUUCAGCUGCUUUUCAAAUUCAGUAGUCGGUAUCCUUUCGAUUCACCUCAGGUAAUGUUCACGGGAGAGAAUAUACCUGUACAUCCUCACGUUUAUAGCAACGGUCACAUCUGUCUAUCCAUUCUAACUGAAGACUGGUCGCCAGCCCUCUCAGUGCAAUCAGUCUGUCUCAGCAUUAUCAGCAUGCUGUCCAGCUGCAAAGAAAAGAGACGGCCACCCGACAACUCCUUUUACGUAAGAACGUGUAACAAAAACCCAAAGAAAACAAAAUGGUGGUAUCACGAUGAUACGUGCUAAUACAUGUUGUAAUAGUUUGAGAAGAAAGAAGCCCUACUGAACCGCAUAAAGCACUUUUGAAUCAUACAGUCACUGAACUCUGCCCUUUUGACUUGAACAAUGGACACCGUGAUGCGCCGGAGACUCUGUUUGAACUGCAUUUCCCAGAGGGCAGUUGGGUGCAUGUUUUUAGCCGGGUUGUAAUAUACAAAAUAAUAAAAUAAUAAUAAUAAUAAUAAUAAUAAAGAAACGUCAUGUGUACCAACAAUGGAUUGUUUUUGCAACAACAAAAAAAGGUCAUUAUGCAGCCAGCGAGAGAAAUGGUUUCGUUAUUGUUUUAAGAUGAUUCUUGUUUCCUUUUGUGUUUGUUUGGGUACAUUUUAAAAGGUUGUCAUUAUGUGCUGUGCAAUACGACAGUGGAUGCAUGGUUGGGCCCUAACAAAGAUAUCUGGAAGGGAUCUGAGCAUCUUAACCCCAGAGCUUCAUCUUUUUAUUAUUUUUGGACUGAUAUAUUCAAUGCACUGUGACAAUAUGUAGAGCUACAACAGUUCAAUGUUAUUAUUCCAAACGUGCAGUUAACUUCUACUGUAAAACCACAAAACAAACACCACUUCUCUGCAGCUGAUAGAAGGGGUUUAGAAGUUGCUUUUAGAUUUCACUGUUUAAUCAAGAGUAGUGCAGUUCUCUUCCUCUUCGCCUUCCAUCUUUUCAAGGACUGACUUGAUUUCAGUAGUUGUCUGGUCUAUUUUGACUAUAGCAGCGUUUCCCAAACUCGGUCCUGCACCCCCACUAACACUACCACAGAUGAUUGAAAUCAUCCAACUGAUCAUUAAGCUUUGAUCAAGGGGCAAUAACCAAAACGUGCACCCCUUGGGGGGAGGGGGGGGGGCAGGACAGAAUUUGGGAAACGCUGGACUAGAGUAUUGGUACUGACCUGGUUGACAGAAGAAUGAUGGUUAUAACUCUUUCGGCUGCGUUUACACAGGCAGACCAAUUCUGACCUGUUUUUGGUUUUAUUUUGCCACUAAUUGGUCUUUUGACCAAUCGGAUCAGAUGUUUUGCCACUAAUUGGUCUUUUAACCAAUCGGAUCAGAUGUUUUGCCACUAAUUGGUCUUUUAACCAAUCGGAUCAGAUGUUUUGCCACUAAUUGGUCUUUUGACCAAUCGGAUGGGAUAUUUUGCCCAUAAUUGGGCUGCGUGUGUAAACGCAGCCUUUACGUACCUCUUCACAAUAAUAUGGUCUGAACUCAUGUACUGGUGUUUGCAGGUCCAUUCUGUAAAACCCAGAGAUGUAAGACAACAUUACAUCCAUGUAACCAAUGUCUGUGUUGUCGUCCAUUUUUAUUUUGUCUUGAUGAGAUUUAGUUGCUUUUAUCUAAAAGAAAAAAAAUGUAUUUUUACCAUGUUUGUCUUGUUGUUUUGUUUUCCAGCUAGCUGACACUUUUAUUAUUUUUUUAAAGGGGAAGGAUGAUUUUGGGGUUGUACGUUUUCAAUGUCUUGUUUAAUUUAAAAUCUCCUAGUGGUCGUAACAGUGACAUGAAUAAUGUGAUUACUGUUGUUAAGAUGAGACUGAUUCCCUGGUCAUAGAUUGACUCAGGUGUUUGUUUGUUUUUCAAUACAAGAACACCUCUGCAGAAGAAUAAAAAAUCCUAUAAGAUAUUUUGCAAUUUAACUAUAUUUUCACCAAAAGAGACUUGUUAUGUUGUGAAAUCUAUAACAUGUCUGCAACUAUUGUGUGUGUGUGUGUGUGUGUAUAUAUAUAUAUAUAUUGUAAGUCUUUAGAAAUCGUGGAGAUUGCGAUGAAGUAAGGAAUGGAGUUAUUUUCCUCAUGUUGUAGCUGUGUGACUAUAUAAUAGGAGCGUUUUUUAAUUAUUUUCCUCUUUAGUGUUUCUGAUAAAUAGCACUCUACAGUUGGUUAGAUUCAGGGUUGUGGUCAAUUCCAUUUCUCAUUCCAGUCAAUUCAGAAAGUAAACCAAAUUUGAAAAAAAUCCUAAUUGAACAGCAUUGAAUGGAAUUGGAAUUUAGAAUUGUCAUUUCAGUGUACUUCCUGAAUUGAACCCUUAUACCUUUUUAGAUGUAGUUUCUCAUCAACACAACUACUGUUGAUCGGAAGGGUUGGCAGUUGAACUGUAGGGAAUCACCUAGCUAUUUCUCAUCACUAUCACGCAACACUCAUAGGUUGCAUUUAUACAGGCAAGCCCAAUUAUCCACACAACAUCUGAUUGGUCAAAAUAACAAUUAGUGGCAAAGGAUCUGAUCUGAUUGGUCAAAAUACCAUUUAGUGGCAAAGGAUCUGAUCUGAUUGGUCAAAAUACCAUUUAGUGGCAAAGGAUCUGAUCUGAUUGGUCAAAAUACCAUUUAGUGGCAAAGGAUCUGAUCUGAUUGGUCAAAAUAACAAUUAGUGGUAAAAAAACCAGAACUGGUCUGCCUGUGUAAAUGCACCUGCAGUGUAACUCUCUACCACAGGAAGUUGGUGGGAGGAGCGAUAGGAGGCUGGGAUGGAUUAAAUUAAAACGAUAUAAAACACACCAAGCGAUGACCCUGUCCUCCUAUAGUUGCUCCCAGCAGCCUCCUCUGCUAUGUACAUAACACCUUAUGUUAUUAUUGGUUACAAUGGGAGGGAAUCAGCUGCUGUGGUACCCUAUUCCCUAUGUAGUGCACUACUUUAGACCAGAGCCCUAUGGCACCCUAUUCCCUAUGUAGUGCAAUACUUUUGACCAGAACCCUAUGGCACCCUAUUCCCUAUGUAGUGCAAUACUUUUGACCAGAGCCCUAUGGCACCCUAUUCCCUAUGUAGUGCACUACUUUAGACCAGAGCCCUAUGGCACCCUAUUCCCUACAUAAUACACUACAUUUUGUGGAUUCAGCCUGUGUGUUGCAGCAGCUCUCUCGUCGUUUCCUGACGUCAAUCACUCUAUUCCUAUAGUUCUGUUCUGUCUCCUGUCGCAAUUCAUUCAGAAAUCCUUCCCAUGCUGGCUUUGUUAGUGUUGUAUUUUCUUGUCCUUUCCUUUUGAGUCUAUAGAGGAGUUAUUUCUUCACAAUAUCAACCUUCUGAAGUGACUGGUUAUAUGACCAUGACACACUGGUAUCUAGGAACCAUAUUAGAAUAUAAAGACUAUUUAACCAAUGAUUAUUUUUUUAUUUUUUUUUAAUGACACUGUAGAAGAGGUUUGUGCUGCUGGACUGGGUUGAUUUUUGUCUGUCACGGUAUGGUAUUAAUGCAGGGACAAAAAGCCCGUAUCCACAAAUUAGUGGAUAUUUUAAAAGCAAUGAGUGGAUAUGUAAAACAAGAGUUUGGAUUUCUCCCUCUCAUUUUCUCUCCUUGUAUUUGUCCUUUUUUUUUAAUGUGGUUUGGAUUCCUUGGCCUACAGAUUGUUGUGUGAGUGAUCAGCACUAAUGAAGCUUGGUGUAUUAUAUUUAUAAUAUAUUUUGAGAAUAUUUUUUUCUUUCUUUCUUUCUCCGGGAUGAACAAGCUCCAUGUCAGAGGAGCUUGUUCAUUUCAAUAAUCUAUAAUAAAAAGCAGAGAUUAAUUUUUAAUUCA